Messenger RNA from Durio zibethinus, 2002 nucleotides. Its product is annotated as protein DETOXIFICATION 16-like. Gene Ontology annotation, cellular component: membrane. Gene Ontology annotation, molecular function: antiporter activity; xenobiotic transmembrane transporter activity. The record is from RefSeq and is a predicted model, not a curated record. NCBI's taxonomy places the organism in Eukaryota, Viridiplantae, Streptophyta, Magnoliopsida, Malvales, Malvaceae. Gene Ontology annotation, biological process: xenobiotic detoxification by transmembrane export across the plasma membrane.
AAUUACUUUAACACCCUCGAGUAUCAGUGCUGGGCAUUAGGGUCUUAGGGACAUGUCAAAGUCUAAAAAAAAAGGUUUGAACCAUAAAUUAUGAAGUCUUGGUAGCUCAAUGGAACAUCCCAAUCCCAUCAUCUUCUCUCUCACAGCAACAGAUAUGGAGGGAGAAGAGAAGUGCUCUCUAACUUCUCCUUUGAUUCAAAUAUCAGGAGAAAAUGAUGGUUUUACAGUGAGCAACAGAGAUAGAAGAAAGAAACUUGUUGAUGAAGUGAAGAAACAGCUAUGGCUAGCAGGACCUCUAGUAGCGGUGAGUCUGUUGCAGUAUUGCAUACAGAUGAUAUCAGUGAUGUUCGUUGGUCAUCUCGGUGAGCUAGCUUUGUCUGGUGCUUCAAUGGCUACUUCCUUUGCAAGUGUCACUGGUUUCAGCUUGCUGAUGGGAAUGGCAACUGCCCUGGAUACCCUUUGUGGACAGUCGUAUGGGGCGAAGCAGUAUUCUGUGAUGGGCAUACACAUGCAAAGAGCCAUGUUUAUCCUUAUGCUUGUGAGCAUACCCCUUGCUAUUAUAUGGUUGAACACAAGACGUAUUCUAGUUCUUCUAGGUCAAGAUCAUGACAUAUCGAAGGAAGCAGGAGAGUAUGCUUGUUUCAUGGUUCCGAGCCUAUUUGCAUAUGGUCUUCUUCAAUGUCUAGUCAAAUUCUUGCAAACUCAAAACAUUGUAUUUCCAAUGAUGAUAAGCUCUGGAAUUACAACUUUACUGCACAUUCUUGUCUGUUGGGUCAUGGUUUUCAAAUCUGGCCUUGGAUUUAAAGGAGCUGCCUUGGCUAAUUCAAUCUCUAAUUGGAUAAAUGUGUUAUUGUUGGUGUUUUAUGUUAAGUUCUCUCCUUCAUGUGCAAAGACUUGGGCAGGAUUUUCAAAGGUGGCCUUUCACAAUAUUUUCACUUUUCUCCGACUUGCCAUUCCUUCGGCUAUUAUGGUCUGCUUGGAGAUGUGGUCUUUUGAAAUGAUGGUUCUGCUAUCAGGUCUUCUUCCUAAUCCAACGUUACAAACUUCAGUGCUCUCUAUUUGCCUUACCACUGCUUCUACGGUUUGGAUGAUACCCUUUGGACUCAGUGGUGCAAUAAGCACUCGGGUCUCAAAUGAAUUAGGAGCUGGGAAUCCAGAAGCCGCACGUUUAGCUGUAUAUGUUGUUGUAGUCAUGGCCAUUUUUGAGGCCCUUUUGGUGGGAUCAAUCUUGAUACUGAUUCGCAACAUUUGGGGCUAUGCUUAUAGCAGUGAAGUAGAAGUUGUUAAAUAUGUAGCAUCCAUGAUGCCAUUUGUAGCAGCUUCAAACUUUUUAGAUAACCUUCAAUGUGUUCUCUCAGGCACCGCAAGAGGAUGUGGAUGGCAGAAGAUUGGAGCAUAUGUCAAUCUUGGAUCUUAUUAUUUAGUUGGGAUUCCAUGUGCUAUUGUGUUAGCUUUCGUACUCGAUGUUGGUGGAAAGGGGCUGUGGCUGGGAAUCAUAUGUGCACUUGCUGUUCAAGUAACUUGUUUAAGUACUAUUACCAUUCGAACUAACUGGGAGCAAGAGGCAAGAAAAGCUACGGAGAGGGUUUAUGAUUAUGCCAUGCCGGUGGAAGUUUGAUUUUUUAUCAUCUCUUUAGAAGGAUAAACUUAAAAUUUCACCUAUGAAGUUACUGGAGCCAUUCUACUUAGUUGUGUUUGAACAUUGAAUCUAUUUCAGGAAUGUCAGAAAGUUGCAUGGAAUGAGUUUUUAAACUUCAAAACAGAUAGUAGUCAAUUUCUUGAAGCAAUGAUUGAAGGCAAAUUCAGCUAUGAAAAUUUUCAAACAGAGGAAGUUGCAGGCAGUGUUUAAGGAGAAGAACCCAAAUCCCAUUAAUAUAUAUAAAGGUUUCUCUUUUUUAUUCAUUUGCGUGGUUGAAAUGAAAGAGUUUAAUCCUUACCUAGCGCAACACAACUCAAAACUUUGCCUCCAUCUUUCAACGCCUUAAGGUGUUUUGGGGGCAUA